AUGAGUUCUUCAGUGACAGGAGCUGCUGGAUCUGGUGAUGAUGGAAGAAGUAGUAACAACAAAGGAAAAAGACCUGCCUACAAACGCCUUACUUCUGCUCAAACAGCUAAACUUGAAAAGUACAUUAUUGAUUGUCCUCAUCCUGAUGAAGCUCAACGAAGGCAACUUGCUGAGGAGGUUGGGAUUGAGCCAAAACAAGUCAAGUUUUGGUUUCAGAAUAAGAGAACUCAAAUAAAGAAUCAACAUGAGCGAGCAGAUAACAAUGCUCUUCGGGCUGAGAAUGAAAGGAUACAAAACGAGAAUCUCCUAAUGAAAGAGGCACUUAAUAAUAUACUUUGCCCUUCUUGUGGGGGCCCACCUGCCGCUGGUGAAGACCAUGAACACUUCAUGCAGAAAAUGCUUCUUGAAAAUGCCCACCUUAAGGAAGAGCAUGGGAAAAUAUCAAACAUUCUUUCAAGGUACUUGGAGAAAGAGGUGCUACACCCUGAAGAUAUAGAGCAGCUAAACGCAAUUCCCAACAACAUAGACAUUGCGGGGUCAUCAUCAACAACACCACUGUAUGAUUUCUCAGUUGCAAAUGGAACCUUGUUGAACCAACAACAAGGGGUUAGCAUCAAUGAUGUUGUUGCAGGCCCUUCUUCUUCACUACUUCAUCAUCAGAACUAUGUUCCACCACCAAUUGUUGCUGAUAACAAUGAUAAUGGGGAACAAGGUGUGGCAGUAAUGGAGGUUGCAUUGGCCUCCGAGGUUGCGGUUACCGCCAUGGAUGAACUGCUUAGGCUUAUUCGCCUGAAUGAACCGUUCUGGGUUGGUUCUGCUUUUGAUGGGAAGCUUGUGCUUCACGGUGAAAGCUACGAAAAGAUGUUCCCUAGGGUUUAUCAAUUCAACGAUGGAAACUCUCGUGUUGAAUCAUCAAAGGAAUCAGGGAUUGUCAACAUAAGUGGGAUUCAACUCGUUGAUUUGUUUCUUGAUUCGGAAAAAUGGGCGAAUGCUUUUCCAACAAUAGUUACAAAAGCGCAGACACUUGAAGUCUUUGAAAUUGGAUUGCCAGAAAGUCGAAGCGGAGCCUUACAAUUGAUGUAUGAAGAGAUGCACGGGUUUUCACCAUUGGUGGCAUCUCGUGAAUUCCAAUUCCUCCGGCACUGCCAUCAACUGGAGCCUGGAUCGUGGAUCAUAACAGAUGUGUCUUUCGAUUCGCUUCGAAACUACCCCUUUCGCCUUCCUCGCUCUCGCUCUUGGAGACGUCCCUCUGGAUGCUUGAUCCAGGAACUCCCCAACUCCACUUCUUGCAUGGUUACUUGGAUCGAACACGUGGAAGUGGAUGAUAAGAUUCAAACUCACCGGCUUUACAGAGAUCUUGUUAGCACCAAUGCUGCAUAUGGAGCACAGAGAUGGAUUAUGGAACUUCAAAGAAUGUGCCUCAGAUCUAUGAGCUAUGCUCUUGAAAACAUACCUGAUCAUGAAUAUGGUGGAGUGAUAAAUACAAAUGAAGGAAGGAGGAGUGUGAUGAGGCUAGGUCAGAGGCUGGUGAGGCUAUUUAGUGAGAAUUUGAACAUGAGUGGAAAGGUGGAGUUUCCGCAGUUGAGUGUGGAGUACAACAGUGGGGUGAGGAUCUCAGCUCGAAGAUGCACAGAGAAAGGGCAGCCAAAUGGGACCGUUGUGAUUGCUGCAACCUCUCUUUGGCUGCCUCUCCAUUACCACACAGUGUUUGAAUUCUUGACUGAUAUCAACAAACGCUCUCAGUGGGAUGUUCUUUUCUGCACAACUCCAGUCCACUACAUUGCACACAUCUCAAAUGGAACUCAUCCUGCCAACAAUACAUCAAUUAUCCAGCCAUUCAUGUCAAGCGAGAACAAUGCCGUUAUAAUUCAAGAAAGCUUCAUAGACCCAGUGGGAUCAUCUUACAUAGUGUAUGCUCCAGCUGACGUGGAAGCCAUCAACGUCGCCAUUAGCGGCGAAGACUCUUCCACCAUCCCUAUCCUUCCCUCAGGAUUUGUUGUGUGUGGAGAUGGCAGAGCAUCAAUGAUGAGCAACAGCACCAUUAUUGCACCAUCAGUUCUUGGUGGAGUUGGAAGCUAUGGUUAUCAGCAUAGAUCAGAAGGAGGGUCACUGUUGACGGUGGCAUUCCAAAUUCUGGUUAACACCAUCACUUGUGGACCCAACCUAGUGAAUAUGGAAUCUGUGGAUUCUAUUAACACCCUUUUGACUUCAACUGUCCAGAAGAUUAAGGACGCUUUGAACUGCAAUGCCUUGCACUGA
This is a messenger RNA of Arachis stenosperma, 2259 nucleotides long. RefSeq names its product homeobox-leucine zipper protein HDG11-like. Gene Ontology annotation, molecular function: DNA binding; lipid binding; DNA-binding transcription factor activity, RNA polymerase II-specific. Gene Ontology annotation, biological process: regulation of DNA-templated transcription. The coding region runs from base 1 to 2259 and encodes 752 amino acids. The record is from RefSeq and is a predicted model, not a curated record. Lineage: Eukaryota; Viridiplantae; Streptophyta; Magnoliopsida; Fabales; Fabaceae. The transcript has 9 exons.